GUUUAUGAUUAUGACAUGAUAUGACUUUUGUUGAUAUACGAAAAAAAAUAUCUAAAUAUGUUUAUAAUAAUUUAUUUACUUGAUAAUAAAAAAGCUUAAUAAUUUUAAAUGGACUUUACUAUAAUGUUAAGCUAUUAUUAAAACUUAGUGAUUGUAUUUGAGUAUUAUUAAAGUAAAAAUCGGUUUAAAAUGAACUUAGAGCUUUUAGAAUCUUUUGGACAAAAUUAUCCUGAAGAGUUCGAUGGUACAUUGGAUUCAAUAUCCUUGGCUGCAACAUGCGCAUUUAACCGCCGAGGGACACUCUUAGCAGUUGGGUGCAAUGAUGGUAGAAUCUUCAUAUGGGAUUUCCUUACACGGGGAAUUGCUAAAUCCAUAUCAGCACAUGUUUACCCUGUUUGCAGUUUGAGUUGGUCAAGAAAUUGUAAAAAGGUAAGCUCUUAAUUCCUAGCUAGCAUCUGUAAUAAAUUUCAUAUAUUUAAAAUUUCAUAGAGUAUUGCCGAAAGAUAUUUUAUAACUAUUGAUAUGAACGGCAGACUUAUGGGGGAUUUCUGUUAAAGUUAUUUCAUCUAUAAUAGAUAUAAAAGCAGCUUAUCUAGCUACUAUAUUUAAUACAAGCAUUGAAUCUGGUGUGUUUCCUGAUUUAAUGGAACAUAGCAGAAUCAUAUCUUUAUUUAAAUCUGGUAGUACAUUAGAUCCUGCCAAUUUUAGACCAAUUUCUGUACUAUUAACAUUUAGUAAAAUUUUUGAUUAAAUAAUUUUAGAUCCAAUGUUAAGGCUUUUCUAAUAUUAAUAAAUUGCUUAAUAAAAAUCUAUUUGGUUUUACAAGGCGUCGCUUGACAACUGAUGCUGGAGUUGACCUUAUUAAACAUAUUUUUUGUACAUAGGAGAAUUCAGAGAAUGGUUUCGGUAUAUUUUGUGACCUUUCCAAGGCCUCUGACUGUGUUCACCAUGAGACAUUAAUCAGGAAGCUACAAUACUAUGGUGUCAAGAACACAGUGCUUUAACUUAUUAUUUCAUAUUUAAGUAAUAGAAUGCAGAAACUUAUUAUUAAUGGUAAAAGUUCUUCCCGGUUACCUGUACUAAUGGGUGUCCCUCAAAGCUCAAUUCUUGGUGUAUUACUAUUUCUAGUGUAUAUUAUUGACUUACCUUCCCUUGUAGGGAUAAUCAUGAUAUAGUAUUAUUUGCUGAUGAUACUUCCUUGAUUUUUAAACUUAAAUAUCAAUCCUUGAAAUGUGAAGAAGUGAAUUAUACUAUAUCAAAAUUAGUGCAUUGGUUUAAGAUUAAUAAUCUACAUUUAAACAGAAAUAAAAUUAAAUGUAUUAAAUUUACAACACUGAAUGUUAAAAUUCUGAAUACCAGUUAUAUCAUUAAAUAUUGUAUUAAACAAGAACUGUUUAAUAAAGGUUAUUAUACUAUAAAUGAAUACAUGGUUGAUAAAAACUCCUGGGAAUGAGGUGGUUGCUUCCAAGCUGUUUCUAAAAUAAAUUUUGUAAAUAGUUUGUACAACCUUUCAUGUAAAAUUUACUUUAAAAAAAGUCCUGGUGGGUUUUUUGCUGGUUCUUCCCAGGACAGAGCUUUUUAUUUCAAACCAGUGGUAAAGUCUAACGGUGGUAGAGCCACGCAGCAGCUUUUGCUGUUGCACGUAUGGGCCGGCUCGAGCCGGGUUAGUACCAUGACCUCACAAAAUACUGGCGUGAAGUGGAGGCCCAAUUCCCCCCCCCCCCCCCCAUCAACAUGGUAGCGGAAUUACAUCAUAAACUACCCCAGGAGGGUACCAGCACCCCUGGAGAAUCCCUCGCUGAGCAUCCACGACCAUGCUAUUCCACUCCUGAGCGUGAGUGCUCAGGCUGCCCCGCGUAUUCUGGGGGGGGGGGGGGGGGGGGCAAAAUUCCGCUCAACACAAUAACUGCUCGGGGCAAACUGAGCAACAAGACCAAGGCGACCUCUGCCACGCUAUCCGUGAAUUUCUGCAACAUCAGGAGACUUCACUCGAACCUAAACGCCGUCCACUACCAUCUCGAGACGGCGAGUCGGCCUUGCUCUUUCUGACGCAGGUGUCCUCUCUGGCUGAUACUUUGUAUCUCUCCUACCCGGGGUACAAAUUGGAGCACUCCUUUGUGCCUCAGGCUGGAGUUUGCGUGUAUGUCAGAGAGGACAUCUGUUCUCGACGCCUCGGCAGUCUUGAAGGUUCGGACCUGUCCAUCCUUUGGCUACGCGUAGACAGCGACGACCAUCCGCGCGUCUACGUGUGUCUCUAUAGGUCCCAUAGCGGUAAUGCCGAAACAGAUCGACUCAUCGACCACGUCCAAAUGGCUACAGAUUCCUUGCUACAACAGGUCCCAUCCGCAGAGAUCGUGAUCCUUGGCGAUUUUAACGCCCACCACACCGAAUGGCUCGGUUCACGUUUGACCGAUCAUGCGGGGAGAUCUGUUUAUGACUUUGCCUUGGCAUAUGGUCUGACACAACUGGUUACAUCGUCUACGCGGAUUCCAGAUGUUGAGGAUCAUACACCUUCCCUGUUGGACCUUCUGCUGACCUCUCAUCCGGACGGAUAUCAGGUUUCCGUCGAUGCCCCUCUUGGCUCUUCGGACCAUUGUCUGAUCCGGAGUAUGGGGCCACUCACGCUCCCCUCGCGGUUGCGUUCUGCAGGUUGCCGCCGUGUUUGGCAUUAAAGGUCGGCGGAUUGGGACGGAAUGCGGUCUUUCUUUGCUUCCUACCCAUGGGGGCGGGUUUGCUUCUCGCCGGAUGAUCCCAGCGCUGUUGCUGACUCUGUCACUGAUGUGGUGCUACAGGCAAUGGAACUAUUUAUUCCAUCAUCUGUGGUACCCAUCAGAGGCAGAUCUCAGCCUUGGUUUGGUCGCUUCUGUAAGACUGCAUUACGCAGUAAGCAGGAGUGUUAUCAAGCCUGGGCUGCGGCUUCGGCGACUCGGGAUGUAAACACCAGCAUACUUAAAAAGAAGUAUAACUUCGCCUCCAGGUCCUUCAAAAGAGUUAUUGCCUAGGCAAAGUCAGAGCACAUAGGCAGAAUUGGCGAAAAACUAGUUCGCCUUCCUUCGGGAACUCGUGCAUUCUGGUCUCUCGCCAAGGCUGUCCAAGGGAAUUUCUGUAAGCCAUCACUACCAUCUCUGCACAGGGAGGACGACUCACUGGCCCACGACGCAAAAGAGAAAGCCGACCUUUUAGGCUCCCUUUUUGCGUCCAACUCGACUGUUGAUGACGGGGGGAACAUACCGCCGACCAUCCCGCGGUGUGAGUGCUCCUUGCUGGAUGUGCGGUUCUCACAGCGCUCGGUUCGCAGAGUCUCCCUUGAUAUCCACAAGUCGAGUGGGCCUGACGGAAUCCCCCCAAUUGUGCUGAGGACGUGUGCUCCGGAGUUGGCACCGGUUCUAACGCGUCUUUUCCGGUACUCCUACUCCCUAGGCGUAGUCCCGAAAUCAUGGAAGACAGCUUUUGUCCACCCGAUCCCUAAAAAAGGCGACCGCUCAGACCCGUCCAACUACAGGCCUAUCGCCAUCACCUCCUUGUUCUCCAAAAUAAUGGAAUCCGUUAUAAACUGCCACCUCAUGCGGUACCUUGAGGAUCACCAGCUGAUUAGUGACCGCCAAUACGGUUUUCGUCGGGGUCGAUCAGCUGGUGAUCUUCUGGUCUACUUAACUCAUAGAUGGGCGGAGGCAGUUGAGUCCAAGGGGGAGGCAUUGGCCGUUAGUUUGGACAUUGCGAAGGCCUUCGAUCGAGUUUGGCACAAAGCACUUCUUUCGAAGCUCCCUUCCUAUCGGCUUCCCGAGAAAUUAUGCAAUUGGAUCACCAGCUUUCUUGCAGAUCGGAGCAUCAAGGUCGAUGUAGACGGUGCAUGCUCCGACUACAAGCCUACCAACGCUGUUUCUUCUGCAUAUCAAUGAUAUGUUGCAAGCCGGUAGCAUUCAUUGCUAUGCGGAUGACAGCACUGGUGAUGCUCUAUACACCGGCUGUGCCAAUAUUUCUCGGGAAAACGUCACCGAGUACCGGAACAAACUUGUGUCUGAAGUCGAGUCUUUGUUGGACAAAGUCUCGGAUUGGGGGCGACUAAAUCUAGUCCAGUUUAAUCCUCAGAAGACACAAGUUUGCGCGUUUACCGCUAAAUAGAACCCCUUUGUCGUAUCUCCUCAGUUUCAAGGUACUCCCCUUGUUGCCUCAGCCAGUAUCGGAAUCCUCGGCGUCAACAUAUCGAGUGACGUGCAGUUUCGUGGUUACUUGGAAGAGAAGGCCAAAUUGGCCUCUAAAAAGCUUGGCGUGCUCAGCAGAGCGGGACAGUAUUUCAUGCCGGCUCAACGCCUGCAACUUUACAAGGCGCAGGUUCGGCCUCACAUGGAAUACUGUUCCCAUCUCUGGGCAGGGGCUUCCCAGUGCCAGCUCCUUCCACUUGACCGCAUCCAGCGCAGAGCGGCUCGAAUCGUCGACGACCGUGUCCUUUCCGAUCGGCUUGACUCAUUGGCGCUGCGAAGAGAUGUUGCAUCUCUUUGCAUUUUCUUUCGCAUUUACCACGGGGAGUGCUCUGAGGAAUUGUUCGGAUUAAUCCCAGCCGCCAAAUUUCACGAACGCACAUCGCGGCAGAAGUCCCGAUACCAUCCACACCAUCUGGAUGAUUGGCGGUCCACCACUGUGCGAUUUAGAAGAUGUUUUCUUCCUCGCACAACUUCCUUGUGGAAUAGUUUACCACCAGCGAUUUUUCCGGACCGAUACGACUUAGGGACCUUCAAGAAAAGAGCCUACUCCUUUUUAAAAGGCCGGCAACGCAUCUGCAAUUCCCCUGGUGUUGCGGUUGUACGUGGGCGGCGGUAGUCGCUUACAAUCAGGUGAGCCGCGUGCUCGUUUGCCCCCUCUCCUAU
Parnassius mnemosyne (clouded apollo) is the source of this 4865-nucleotide messenger RNA. NCBI's taxonomy places the organism in Eukaryota, Metazoa, Arthropoda, Insecta, Lepidoptera, Papilionidae. The record is from the annotation of a GenBank genome assembly.